Molecule: messenger RNA, 1644 nt
Organism: Lodderomyces elongisporus
Lineage: Eukaryota; Fungi; Ascomycota; Pichiomycetes; Serinales; Debaryomycetaceae
Gene: MSK1
Product: lysine--tRNA ligase
Exons: 1
Coding region: 1-1644 (547 amino acids)
Biological process (GO): mitochondrial lysyl-tRNA aminoacylation
Cellular component (GO): cytoplasm; mitochondrion
Molecular function (GO): ATP binding; lysine-tRNA ligase activity; tRNA binding
Source: RefSeq, a predicted model, not a curated record
AUGUUGCGAUGCCUCAAUCCAAGUCUUAGAUCAAGCUUUCGACGAUUAUAUUGUAACAAUGUCGGAAUCAAAUUAUUAUCUACAGCAUCAGUCGCAAGACAAAUGACAAAAGAAAACCUCACUGCUGAGCGACGAAAGGCUAUCAUUCAAUCAGAACCAUAUUUCGAAUCAUCGUGCUAUCCUUCAAUAGCUGAUGCUCGCCAGCAAUACCCUGAUGCAACCUUGCUACGGAUUUCAGAUUUUAGGAAUAGGUUCGAAACGACUGAUUUUAGUAACUAUGAAUACAAUCGAACCAGCGAGUGCUACAACAUCGAAGGGCGAAUAAGUGGUAUUAGAAAGUUUGGCAAGGCAAUGUUCUUUUUUGACCUUGUACAGGAUAAUUGCAAAUUGCAAGUCUUGAUAUCUAACUCACUAGUGGUUUUAGAAAAGUCAGAGUUUGAUCGUGUGCACUCAUGGUUUAAGGAAGGGGAUUAUGUAAGCUGUCAUGGUUUUGCAUCGAGAACUAAAACUGGUGAGUUGACAUUGAAAGUCAACACACCCGUGAGGAUGCUCAGUCCCUGUUUGAUCCAAUUACCAGACAAGCUUAUUGACAAGGGAAUAAUUAAUCAAAAUAGGGUCAUGAACUAUCUUGUGAACCCUAAAUCCGCAAACCCUAUUAUUGUCAAAUCACAAGUUAUACAAGCAAUACGACAAUUUUUUAUCAACAAAGGGUUUUUGGAAAUGCAAACCCCAAUUUUGAGCAGCUUGGGGACAGGUGCCAAUGCGCAACCUUUUUUAACUAAAUUCAAAGAUGAUCACGUACAGUUGCGAGUGGCACCGGAGUUGUGGUUGAAAAAAAUGGUUAUUGCUGGGUUUGAAAAGAUUUUUGAAAUCGGUAACAAUUUCAGAAACGAAGGUAUCGAUCAAUCGCACAAUCCAGAAUUUACCUCAUGUGAGUUUUAUCAGAGCUUUACCUCCUUGGAAGAACUUAUGAAUAUUACCGAGGAACUACUUAAACAGAUAUUCCAUAAAUUCAAGGUUCCAUUAGGUGGAACUGAACAAACUAAAGUAUCGUUGAAGUCCAUCAAAUUUCCGAAGUACGAUUUUUUGCCAACUUUGGAGGAAAUCACUGGAAAAAAGAUUAACGAUUUGUCAUUGGACAGUUUACUUACAUUAUACAAGGAGCUUGGCAUCACAGUUCCUUCUAACCCCAAUCCAAUCAGCCUUGUCAACAAUUUGAGUGAAACAUAUCUAGAGUCGCUUUCAGUAACAAAACAUUACAAUGUCCCAGUGAUUAUAUACAAUCAGCCAGAGAUCUUGUCUCCCUUGGCCAAAUCUAAAACUGACGGGCAUAAUGGAAUUCCAGUUUCUCUACGCUUCGAACUUUUUAUUAACGGCAAGGAAUAUGUCAACGCAUACGAAGAGGAAAAUAACCCAAAAAUUCAGUUGGCCAAGUUUCAGCAACAAAAGGCGAACAAGCAAAAAUAUGGAGACAAUGAAAUGUUGAUCCCUGAUUGGGAAUACGUCAAGACAAUGGAGAUGGGCUUACCUCCAACAGGUGGCUGGGGUAUUGGUAUUGAUAGAUUGGCAAUGUAUGUAAGUGGAGCUGAACGCAUUGAUGAAGUGUUACCAUUUGGAAAUUUGAGGGAUGUAUUGAAACAAUGA